Molecule: messenger RNA, 339 nt
Organism: Rangifer tarandus platyrhynchus (Svalbard reindeer)
Lineage: Eukaryota; Metazoa; Chordata; Mammalia; Artiodactyla; Cervidae
Source: the annotation of a GenBank genome assembly
AUGUGCUCUCCCCAAACUCCCGUCGGCAGCAGUGCGCGGCCUCGGGGGCCGGCCCGGGUAUCCGCAGUCCGGCGCGCGAGGCUCGAGCAGCGCCAGCCCUCAGCCGCCCCGGCGCGAACCCGCCCUGACAAUUCCAGUCCCCGGCCCGGCAGCUCCGAGCGCAGCCAACCCCGGCCAUUGCCGGACCUAUUUAUCCCGACACCUCCCCUGACGUGGGAUCGGAACGCUCCCUUGGCAGCUGCAGGCCCGGCGCGGGCUCCCCCUCGGCCGCCCCACCCCCCAGGCCUCUCUUGCAGAAGCGGUGACAUCAUCUCCUCCGGGCUGCAACCCAGGGCUUGA